This is a messenger RNA of Hippocampus zosterae (dwarf seahorse), 921 nucleotides long. RefSeq names its product adaptor related protein complex 1 subunit sigma 3a (gene ap1s3a). Gene Ontology annotation, biological process: vesicle-mediated transport; intracellular protein transport. Gene Ontology annotation, cellular component: membrane coat; intracellular membrane-bounded organelle; AP-1 adaptor complex. The coding region runs from base 234 to 689 and encodes 151 amino acids. NCBI's taxonomy places the organism in Eukaryota, Metazoa, Chordata, Actinopteri, Syngnathiformes, Syngnathidae. The transcript is spliced from 5 exons. The record is from RefSeq and is a predicted model, not a curated record. Gene Ontology annotation, molecular function: clathrin-cargo adaptor activity.
CCCCUUCUGCCCUCUCUCUCUCUCUCAAUCACCUGACUCACUCACCCACGUCAAUGUGUUUGUGUGUGUGUGUGUGUGUGUGUGUGUGUGUGUGUGUGCAUGUGCGUGCGUGUGUGUAGGUGUGGUGAAGGUGUGAUGCACAAUGUGAGAAACAGGAGCGUAGCAGGAGCACUUUAGUCGUCCGUAUAGUCCUGUAGGGUUUGCAAGUCCCAUGAUUCUGAGAGAGAUUCAAAAUGAUUCGCUUCUUGUUGCUGUUCAGCAAGCAGGGAAAGCUACGUCUGCAAAAGUGGUUCAUGCCAUUAACAGAUCGGGAGAAGAGGAAGGUGAUCCGGGACAUGAUGAUGAUUGUUUUGGCCCGUCCGUCGCGCUCGUGCAACUUCCUGCAAUGGAGAGACCUCAAGAUUGUGUACGCUAGCCUAUAUUUCUGUACUGGACUGGAAGGGCAAGAUAAUGAGCUUCUGAGCCUCGAGGUACUGCACAGAUAUGUCGAACUGCUGGAUAAAUACUUUGGCAACGUGUGUGAGCUGGACAUUAUUUUCAACUUUGAAAAGGCGUAUUUCAUCUUGGAUGAAUUCUUAAUGGAGGGAGAAGUGCUCGAAACCUCCAAAGCGGCCGUGGGUGUUUCUCUACAGGAGGCUGAUGCACUUCAAGAGACAAUGGAGGAAUAUAUGAACAAACCUUCUUAUUAAUCCAUAAUAAGAAAGUGACUUUUCACAUCUCAGGACUUAAACCAGAAGAUUUAAAUCUGUGCAAUAUUUUCACUUUGUCAUAAACUGCAAAGAGUGCUGCUGUAAAUUGGCCUUUUUUAAUAUCUGCAUGUAUGCUUACUGCAAUGUCUCCAAUUUAGUUUUAAAAUGCAGCUAAAUCAAGAAUGUUUGUUUUCUAGGGAACAAAUAAAGAAAUAUCAAUAUCUUCACAAAA